CUCAGGGGCAGCCCAGGACUCUCCCUCGCCCGGCUCACGGCCCUGCCUGGGGGCGCCUCCGGGAGCAGAUCGCGAGCCCUGGGGCCCAGCCCUCAGGAGCGUCUAGCUCGGCGGUCACCCCAGUGCCGGGAGGACCCUGGAGACGCGCCCCGGGCGGCCCUACUCUGAGCCUCCUCCCAAGACCCAGGAAUGCGGCGCUGUCGGGGGUGUGCGCGGUGGCCACACCCCUGGCCGGGUCCCCAAAGCGGGCCCCGCUCCCACUUCCCACCCUGGCCCCGAACCCUGGGUCCAGCCCCAGCGCUUUGUGUGCGAACACCGCUCCGCCCCGGACCCAGCUCCGCCUUGGGACCCCUCUCUGCCUGCCCCUCCGUGCCCGACUACACUGCUUCCCCUCCGGCGGGCGACUCAGCCCGGUCCAUCGCGGCGGCUUCCAGGGCGGCAGGCUCCGGGGGGACUCCGGGCGGCUCCAAGGACUGUUCCCCUCCUCCCCACGCCCACUCCGCGGCGGCGGCGGGCGAGAGCGGCGACAUAGGGCCAGGGACCGGAGCGGUGGAGGCUCCGGGCCGGGGAGCAGGUCCCCCCACCUGGCAACGCGAGGAUGGUGGCGGCGCAGUCGGCUGCUUUGGGGUCUCAAGGCACAGGGGACGCGAGGCACAGAUGUCCCUCAGCAGCCACUGCCGCUCCCGCAGCUGCUCCGCCGCCGCUGCCCGCCCCUCCCCGCUGCAGCUGGCGUGAUGGCAGCGGCAGCUCUGGACGCCCCACUGCUGCCACAUCAGCCUUGUGAAAUAGGUACUACCUUAACAAAUGAGGAAAUUGAAGCAGAGACAUGUAAUUUGCCCAAAGUUACUAAGCUACUUGAAAGAUCUAGCCAUGUGAGCAGGACAGAAGUGCACAAAAACCAUAUCUUGAUUUCUGUGGACCAGGUGGGCCCCCUGCCAGCCUUGCUAGACAGACCCAGGUGAACAGUCCUUCUAGGGGAUCUCAUCACCAGGCAAGCACGUGGUACAAGAAGAGCAGUCAUCAGGAAGGCCAUUUGGAAAAGCACAUCCUCUCUGUUCACAUGAGAUACUUUACAUCCUUAUUCCUCAUCGCAAGCUUCCUGAGAUUUGGAGUG
This is a messenger RNA of Pongo pygmaeus (Bornean orangutan), 1114 nucleotides long. RefSeq lists its product as uncharacterized. Lineage: Eukaryota; Metazoa; Chordata; Mammalia; Primates; Hominidae. The record is from RefSeq and is a predicted model, not a curated record.